Messenger RNA from Xenopus tropicalis (tropical clawed frog), 3970 nucleotides. RefSeq names its product TATA-box binding protein associated factor 3 (gene taf3). The record is from RefSeq and is a predicted model, not a curated record. Gene Ontology annotation, molecular function: protein heterodimerization activity; transcription regulator inhibitor activity; DNA-binding transcription factor binding. Gene Ontology annotation, biological process: negative regulation of signal transduction by p53 class mediator; transcription by RNA polymerase II; negative regulation of transcription by RNA polymerase II. The coding region runs from base 316 to 3105 and encodes 929 amino acids. The transcript has 7 exons. NCBI's taxonomy places the organism in Eukaryota, Metazoa, Chordata, Amphibia, Anura, Pipidae. Gene Ontology annotation, cellular component: nucleus; transcription factor TFIID complex.
UCUUUCUGCAGCACGUUUCCCAAAAACGUAAUCUGGCAUUCGUACCCAAUCAAAGAUGGACACCCUCAUUUUAUAGCGCCACCUCGGAGUUUCGAUGGCUGAUUUCCGAGUUACAGAUCGAAACCGGAAGUAGUAAGAUCGAUUCUCUCUGCAAUGGAUUGGUGCAUCCUGAAGCUUCUGGUCCAGAGCGGCGAGGGGAGGAAAAGCAAAGAUGGCGGCUGCGAUGAAAGCGCGGAAAGGGCCGAGCGGUUAAACAAGGAGAAAACGGAGAACUUGGGGCUGCCUGACCGUGUAAUGGGAGCGGGAUAAGGCGGGAUGUGCGAGAGCUACUCACGCUCGCUGUUGCGGGUGUCGGUGGCGCAAAUCUGCCAAGCUCUGGGAUGGGAUUCUGUACAGGUUACCGCCUGCGACCUGCUCACCGAUGUGCUGCAAAGAUAUCUGCAGCAACUGUGCCGUGGAGCUCACCGCUAUUCCGAACUGUAUGGACGUACAGAUCCAGUUUUGGACGACGUUGGUCAAGCCUUCAAGCUGAUGGGAGUAAAUAUUCAUGAACUAGAAGACUAUAUACACAAUAUAGAACCAGUGACUUUCCCUCAUCAGAUCCCUUCCUUCCCUGUCAGUAAGAAUAAUGCACUUCAGUUCCCUCCUCCUGGAAGCAAGGAUGCAGAAGACAGAAAAGAAUACAUCCCUGAUUACUUACCUCUUAUCAUCUCUGCACAGGAAGAGGAAGAAGAAGAGCAGGUGCCCACAGAUGGAGGAACAUCAGCAGAAGCUAUGCAGGUUCCCCUUGAUGAAGAAGGAGAAGAAGGAGAAGGAGAGAUGGAAGAUGAAGAGACUGUCAAUGAUGAAAAUUAUUUAAGUAAAAGGCCACUUGAUAGUCCAGAAACUAUGGAAAUGCCUUUUGCAAAACGAGCAAGAUUAAUGAAUAAUAAAGGUGAUAUUUUAGAUGGCUCUUUAGAACCUCGAGAACCACUUAGUUCAAUAAACUCUCAGAAAGUCCCAUCUGUGCUUUCCCCUGCUCAUAAACUAGACAGUCAAGACCUAGAUGUCUCUUCUUCUGACCAAAUAAUGUUAAGUCCUGUUUCAAAAUCCCAGGCUCCUCCACCCAAACCCAGUGAAUCAAAGUCUUUGAUUUCAAAAACUAAAUCAAAAGGUGGUUCUCCAGGACAAAAAAUAAAGUCUCCAAAAGCAACCCCUAUUUCAUCUGUUCUUGGCAGUCCAAUACGUUCACCAAAAAGUGGACCAAAAGAGAGAAAAUCUCCUGGACGUGCCAAAAGCCCCAAGAGUCCUAAGAGUCCAAAAGUUCCUUUGUCUACUCCACCACCUGCUUUAAAAAUAGAAAUUCCAAAUCGGACUCCAUUAGCUACUUUAAGUGAAAAAAUUGUCAGAGAGAAUAUACAGAUAAAGCAAAAUCAAACACCACUUGAUUCUGACAAGUUAAAUGUGGAAAUCCCCUCAAAGAAACCAUCAAUAGCUGAUAAUACCAUUGAAGAUUCAAUUGAUGCAGUAAUUGCUCGUGCUUGUGCAGAGCAAGAACCUGAUCCUUUUGAAUUUUCAUCAGGCUCAGAAUCUGAGGGUGAAGUUUUUACUAGCCCUAAAAGACUUACUAUUUCAGAGCCCACCACACCUAAGCUUUCGGCAUCUGGCAUCAAUCUUGGGAAAACAUCAAGUACUCCAAUACCUGCUUCUGUGGGGACUUCUAGCUCUGACAUUUCAUGGACAAUGGAUGACUCUAUCAACGAAGUGAUUAGAAAGGUCAGCCAAGAAACCCCAACAAAUACACCUGCCAAUAAUCCUCCAUGUUUCUCCUCGCCUUCUGCUUCACCCCCUACUCCAGAACCACUUUUAAAGACUUAUGAAGACAAGGCUAAAUUGCCAUCUCCUAUUGAACCAAAAAAAAAGACAAAAAAAGAACAGAGAGCGAAAAAGAAGAAAGACAAGGACAAGCUAAAGGAUAAAGACAAAGAAAGGAGUAAAGACAAAAACAAAGAUAAAACUAAGGACAAGGAAAAAGAUAAAGAAAAGGAUGGUAGCAAAGAUGGAAAAGUUUUAUGGAAGGACUCCAUUAAAGAUGAGGAUUCUGAGCUGCACAGAUUUAAACUUAAAGAAUUUAAUGAAAUUGACUCUAAAUCCAAGCAGAAAGAAAACUGUGGAAAGAAAGACAAAGAGAAACAUAAGGAUAAAAAGAAAGAUAAGGAAAAGGGGAAGAAGGAUAAAGACAAGAAAGAAAAAGGAAAGGAUAAGACCAAGGAAGAAAAAAUUAAAUCUCCAUCUACACCUAUUAUGUUAUCAUCUAAGGACAUUGCAUUGCCCAUGAUAAGUACUCCAAAUGCAGUCAGACUGCCGUCAUUGCUGCCCACUUUGUCCCCUCUUCUUCCGGAGAAAUUAUUUGAAGAGAAGGAAAAGCCCAAAGAGAAGGACAAAAAGAAAGACAAGAAGGAAAAAAAGAAGAAGAAAGACAAAGAGAAAGUGAAGGAAAAAGAAAAGGAGAAGAAAGAAAAGGAAAAAGAGAAGGAUAAGAAGGAAAAAGAAAAACAUAAGCAUGAGAAGCAGGUCAAAGCAGAAUUGUCUAUUCCUGCUGCUUCUCCUGUAAUCCCCAGACUAACUCUGAGAGUGGGUGCCGGACAAGACACAAUUGUUAUCAGCAAAGUCGUAUCUGCUCCAGAGUCUAAAGCAGCCCCUCCACCAUCGUUGCCCAAAUCUCCACCUCCAACACCUUCUCCAGCUCCAGCACCUAUUCUUGUUGUCCCCCCUCAAGCUCCACCAGCUCCAGCAGCUGCAUCACCAGCUCCAACUCCAGCCCCUUCUGCACUCACUUCAAAUGCUGGUUCCUCUAAAACCCCUGUCCGAAGUGUUGUGACAGAAACAGUCAGUACCUAUGUGAUCCGAGAUGAGUGGGGCAACCAGAUUUGGAUCUGUCCCGGAUGUAACAAAGCAGAUGAUGGCAGCCCAAUGAUUGGUUGUGAUCUAUGUGAUGACUGGUACCACUGGCCAUGUGUUGGAAUAAAUGCAGCCCCACCAGAAGAUGAACAGUGGUUCUGUACCAAGUGUGAAAGCAAGAAGAAGGAUAAAAAGCACAAGAAAAGAAAGCACAAAGCUCACUGAUAUUUCCACUUUUACCUUCUAUGUGCUGUUUUUGCUGUCACUGCUGUGUCAGACUCAUGAGGAAUACUGAGCUUCAAUCUCUAAGAUCUUUCAAGAAUCCUGGGACUUGAUGCGCCUGAGAAACGUUCAGCUGCAGGAUGCUGCCAUGAAUAGGAAUUCCUCAUAUUGCUGUUCCCAGAACAGCUAUGUCUAUAGAGAAGAUGUAUUUUCAUCUAAAAAAAAAAACUGAAUCUGAAGCAUAUUUGAUCAGAGGAAAAUUGUGAUGUGUAGUAUAUGAUUUUAAAACUGCUUUACAAGGACUGCACCAAAAUUUGCAUUGAACCCCAUUGCUGUACCGGAUAUACCCAUAAGAAAAGCAGUUAUAAACAUGAACCCUAUACCAAUAUGUGUCAAGUACAUAUUUUUGUUAUAAGAAUAUAUAAAUCAUUUUCAUUUUUUGUGCUAAUAUAUAAAUAAAACAACUGGCUCUGGCUUUGUGAAAUAUAUAUAUAUAUUUUUUAAAAAAUGUUUCUAUUGUAUCCAUUUAUUUCAUAGCAGAUUUCACUGAUAACUGUAAAAUAUUUUAGAUUUCUUUUGGUUUUAUGUUUUUUUAACCGUAUUUGAUGUCAGAUGAUUACAUUCUCUCCGUCCUCUUUUCUUUUUUUUCUCCCCUCUUCCCCAUCGCCCCGAUAUGCAUUUCUACACCAUGCUAGCUCAGAAUAGUUGGCAUACCUUAUUUUCUAGGUCCUCCAGUGCUGGUAAGUGUACAGAAACAUGAAUCUGUUGGUAUUUCUGCUUGUUUUACUUAAUACUAAAGCAGCCUUACAUGUGUCCUGUUUCAUCUGAACAUAUGAUUUUGUAAAUAUUAAAGGUGUGUCUCAACUAU